This is a messenger RNA of Clarias gariepinus (North African catfish), 1016 nucleotides long. RefSeq names its product G2/M phase-specific E3 ubiquitin-protein ligase-like. Lineage: Eukaryota; Metazoa; Chordata; Actinopteri; Siluriformes; Clariidae. Gene Ontology annotation, molecular function: ubiquitin-protein transferase activity. Bases 6 to 485 code for a protein of 159 amino acids. The transcript has 2 exons. The record is from RefSeq and is a predicted model, not a curated record.
CCAAGAUGAUGAACCAGUUCACGGAUGGAAUGAACACGUUUGGGAAGCUGUGGGACCUGGUCAAAGAGAACUGGAUUGCCUUCCUUCCUUUGUUCACCAACAUGCAUGAACCUCUAUCGAAGGCAGCCUUCAAGGCCAUCUUCAGCUACAGUUACAGUAGAAGAGGGACCAACCAUCGUGAGGCAGAGGAGGACACCAUCUACAGCUGGGAGAUGGUUCUUAAUAUGAUUGAAGAUAAAGAGACUGAACUAAGAUUUGAAGACAUUCUGAUUUUCGUCACUGGAGCAGAUAAAGUUCCUGCUCUGGGUUUUCCCAGGAAGCCCUGCAUCGACUUUUACCAACAGGAGGCAGGCCAGCGUCGUUUGCCCUACGCAUCGACCUGCAUGAUGUGCUUGUACCUGCCAAGAGGCGUCACACAGAAAGACGAACUGCAUUGGAUGCUUUUCCAGGCCACAAGAGAGGCUUUGGGAUUUGGAAAGGUCUAGUCCAUGACGGGAAGGUUUAUAGCAACAUGACCAUUAGAUGUGACUAUCUGACUUAAAAGUCAUUUGUAAUAGUUGGCCCAGUAACUGUUACUAAUAACUUGAAUUAAGGUUCUUUUCUGUUUGGGUACAGGGCCUGAAUUUGUGUGAUUAUAAUGAAAAGAUUUGUGUAUUAUGUUCUUGAAAAAUGUUUUGAAGUUCUCUAACACAUACCAGGUACCUGUCCUUUAGAUCUGUUAUUCCAACCAUUGCACGUUGAAGAUGCUCCUGUUCUUCAGAGCUUAUGUUAUUGAGAGGCUGUGUCACGAUCACUGCUCGUUCAAGGUCUUCACUGUUAGCUCGUAACUGGGCGAGCUGUAUGCCAUGUCUUGCCAAGCCAGCUUCCAGAUUUUCUUGGCUGUAAGGGUCAUUUCCAAAGACGUUGCUGACAGCUGUUGACUCCUGCUCCCUGUUUUCAAGCAUGCCCUCCAUCCAAAUUUGUGUUGGUGUACGGUUGUGUUCUAAUUGUAUUUUAUGAUUGUUCCAAGCAUUUGU